UUUCACCAAAAAAAUAUAUUAUCGUUAAAAACAACCAAAAAACCAAUUGAUUUAUGGCUGAAGUAGACGUCACGCAAAUCAAAGUGUUUGGUCCGGGGCUGAAGUCGGGGGAGACCGGGAAAAAAUGCCUGAUCCACGUGUCGGGUGCCCCUAUCAGUGUGCUCGACGAGGGCCUGAGCUACUCGGUGUCGGGCCCGGGAGGGGUAAAGCCCGAUGUUAUUACCGAUUACGCGGCGCUUAACGAUGAUGGUAAUUGCGAGGCCUAUUAUUUCCCGUUAACUGCUGGCGAUUAUAAGAUUACCGUCAGGUUUAACGGCAGACAAGUGGCCGGCAGUCCAUUCACGGCAGCGGUAGCCGGAAGUGUGGUUAAUGUUGAAAAGCUUUUGUCCAAAAUAGAAUUACACGGUAAGGCAUACGAGCUUGGUAAGGCAUUUAAAAUGAACGAGUUUGUAGUGGACUGUUCAAUGGUGAAGCCAGUAAUAGGGGGCCUCAAAGUACAAAUAAAAGGCCCAGAGCGAUCGUCGGCCCAAUUAAACAUCAAGGACAAUAAAAAUGGCACGUUCAAAAUAUGCUACAAACCCACAUCACCCGGAAUAUACACCAUGAACAUCAAGAUUGCCGACACCCAUAUACCCGGCUCGCCAUUUCAAGUCAAAGUGACCGAGUUUCUCUCU
This is a messenger RNA of Medioppia subpectinata, 674 nucleotides long. The record is from the annotation of a GenBank genome assembly. NCBI's taxonomy places the organism in Eukaryota, Metazoa, Arthropoda, Arachnida, Sarcoptiformes, Oppiidae.